Zootermopsis nevadensis is the source of this 1947-nucleotide messenger RNA. RefSeq lists its product as uncharacterized. The record is from RefSeq and is a predicted model, not a curated record. Lineage: Eukaryota; Metazoa; Arthropoda; Insecta; Blattodea; Termopsidae. Gene Ontology annotation, biological process: regulation of transcription by RNA polymerase II. Gene Ontology annotation, molecular function: RNA polymerase II cis-regulatory region sequence-specific DNA binding; DNA-binding transcription factor activity, RNA polymerase II-specific.
AAUAAUUACUGUUAUGAUUUGAUGGUAUCUACUCUUCAUAGACAAUUUAAAAGACUAGAAAGAAUGUGUACAAUACUCUCUCAACAGAUAUGUACAUCAGUUGUAAUAGAUGUCUUCCUGUUUGCACUUCAUGAUCACUUCCUAGAAAAUUUGGUGAACACCGUGGAGCUAGCCCCAAAUUAUUGUUUGCAUUUUGGUUUAGGAUUUUUUUUUUUUAAUUUUACAAUCAUCGCGCAGAGUUAAAUACCCUUCUUACGCCCAUUUUGAUGAAGUUGGAACAUUAAAUGUUUGAAUUCAGGAUUAGGCAUGUGGUAUAUUAGAUCAUGAAUAAUGCGAGCUUAUGAAAGCAUUAGUAAUUUUAUAUAUAUUUCUUUUUGUGUGUGUGUGUGACGUGAAUAUAAUUUUUGGAACAUGGAUGUUUGUGUGAGCAUGGAUAUAAUCAAAACUGAACCUGACUUUGCGACAAGUGGUGACGAAUUGGUUUAUCAGAAUGGUGAAGAGGAUCAAUUAGCAGUUCCAUUGCAUGAGGCUGAAGAUGUUGAUGCCGGCACCAAGGCAUUACCUGCAGCUCUGGGUGACAAGUUUGUCGAUGUGAACCACCUCGUCCCUAUAACGUGUCUGGCAGUAAAGAGUGAAAUCAAACAGGAAGAGCCGUGGGGUGUUUCAACAGUGAAUGAGGAAUUGAAGAAAGAAGCGGCAGAUGAAUGUGAAGUAGGCACAGAGAGUUCUGAUGAAUUCAUCGAUGAAGGGGGAAUCAGUUCUUUGUCAGAGUAUGUAAAGAAGCCUCUUGAUUAUGAAAACUAUGGGAAAGGAGGUGAAAGUUUAUCCAAUACUACAGCUAAUCCUUUCAAAUGUGAUGUGUGUCAGAAAGAAUUCUCGGACAGUAGAGGAUUUGUUAAGCACAGGCGCAAACAUACUGAUGAUAAACGUUACAGAUGUGACAUAUGUGGAAAGGACUUCUCAGACAUCAACUAUCUUGUUGGUCACCGCCGGGUUCACACUGGUGAUACUCCUUUCAAAUGUGAAAUCUGUGGGAGAGGAUUUUCACAGAAUGGAAAUCUGAUUGAUCAUCGACGUACACAUACAGGGGAAAGACCCUUCACAUGUGACAUGUGUGGGAAGGGCUUCUCUCAGAGCAGAAACCUCGCAAAGCACCGCCGUACGCACACCAGAACCGAACCUUUUAAGUGUGACAUUUGUGGAAAAGGAUUUACACGCCCAGAAAAUCUUGACUCUCACUAUCGUGGACACACUGGUGAUGAGCCUUUUAAGUGUGACAUUUGUGGUAAAGGUUUCUCACGUACAGGGAAUCUCAUUAACCAUGAACGUACACACACAGGGGAGAAGCCCUUCAAAUGUCAUGUUUGUGGGAAAUCUUACGCACAGCGGGGAAAUUUGGUAACACACUCACGUACCCACACCGGACAUAAGCCAUUUAAAUGUGAUGUUUGUGGGAAAGGAUUUUCACAGAAUGGACAUCUGGUUUAUCACUUGCGCACACAUACUGGAGAUAAACCAUACCACUGUGAGAUAUGUGGUAAAAGUUUCUCACGUAGUGGAUAUCUUGUAGUGCACCAUCGCAGCCAUACUGGAGACCGACCAUUCAGUUGUGAGAUUUGUGGAAAAGGGUUUUCACAGAGGACAAAUCUGUUUAAACAUGCCCAUACACAUAGACGAGAUAAGCUUCCAGCUAAGAUACUUGGCUGAGUGACGGGUUGUCAACCAUUAUCCAGUAGAUGGCUGCAGAAGACGGUGCAUUUCUCAGAGAGUGUAAGGUAAAGAGCUGACCCAUUGUUUUCCAGGUUGAUUCACAUGCGAAUAUAACUGGAAUUUAAUUUUAAUUUUAAGAAUGCAUGAGCCGGCGUAGCUCAGUCAGUAUAGUGACUGACUAUGGACUUGACUACUGGGAUUCGAUCCCCGACGGGGGCAGAGGAUUUUUCCUCUAUC